UCCAGGGAUUCCAACACACAUUCCCAACAGAGAGAGGCUAUGCUAAUGGAUGCCAAUGGAACCAAACUCGUAAGGAAUCCGUAGGGUGAGAAACGAUGGCGCCUCUGCCCCUCAACUCCGUCCUCCCAUGCGCCACGUUGAUAGGAUAUGACGUUUGCCGCGCUGAAAUCAGGGGAACAAGACGGGUGGCCCGCGAACAAUGGGCUGAGCCACAAAGGUGCCGAGCUCCUCUCCACGAUUCAAGUCGGGAUGCAGGCAUUUGUCCAGCUGGCCCAGGGUGUCCAUCUGUCCCUCCAGUUGUUCUCCUGGCCGUGGAGACCCUGAGACCCCGUUUGCCACACUACGUAUGUGCUGAGGGCCACCAAUCGCGUUAUCGUAGCUCUGGAGCUGUUGUGAGUCCAGAUCAUCAGAUGAGCGGAAGCCGGACGGUGUAUCCACGUAUGGAGGACACCAACACCCCUUGAUCCACGCUGCUACGCCAUUGAAACUUGCCAAAAUAACAACGCAGUAGCCUCGGGUGCAUAAUUGUCUGUGUGGCUAAGGGGCAAGGGGUCAUCACGUAGAUCAUGGAGUGUCUAGAGAAGUGUGAGGCCUCUGACUGACCCCAUCUUGCGCAAGGUGGCAGCUGUAAGCUUAUAAAUAGUCCCGUCCCUCCCCGUUGAAUCCAAUUUCUU
Messenger RNA from Trichoderma harzianum CBS 226.95, 674 nucleotides. RefSeq lists its product as hypothetical. The coding region runs from base 96 to 464 and encodes 122 amino acids. The record is from RefSeq and is a predicted model, not a curated record. Lineage: Eukaryota; Fungi; Ascomycota; Sordariomycetes; Hypocreales; Hypocreaceae. The transcript has a single exon.